Vigna angularis (adzuki bean) is the source of this 2244-nucleotide messenger RNA. RefSeq lists its product as uncharacterized. Gene Ontology annotation, molecular function: zinc ion binding; nucleic acid binding. NCBI's taxonomy places the organism in Eukaryota, Viridiplantae, Streptophyta, Magnoliopsida, Fabales, Fabaceae. The coding region runs from base 1 to 2244 and encodes 747 amino acids. The record is from RefSeq and is a predicted model, not a curated record. The transcript is spliced from 2 exons.
AUGCAGAGUCUGGAAGCCUCUCGAUCCAACUCUGAGGCGACGCAGCGGCAGUUAAUGGAGAUAUUGGCUGCAACCAGGGGCGCGGCAGGAGCGUCCUCUUCUAACGCUGCCCCGCCUACUGCUGAAUGGAGUUUAGAAAGCUUUCUCCAACACCAUCCGGCCAAGUUCAGUAGGAAAGGUCUUCCGGAUGAAGCGGAUCAGUGGCUCAGGGAUAUGGAGCGGAUUUACAAUGCUAAGAGAUGUCCGGACGAUAGCCGUUUGGCAUUUACUGAAUACUUGCUGACUGGUGAAGCAAGUCACUGGUGGACGAGCAUGAAGGCGAUCUUGACGGACGCUCAUAGUCCCGUGAAUUGGGCAGUUUUCAGGACGAAAUUCUACGAAGAGUACUUCCCGGACAGCGUACGUUAUGCUAAAGAAGUGGAGUUUCUACAAUUGGUGCAAGGGGGAAUGUCGGUAUCAGAAUAUACUAAUAGAUUCAAGCAUUUGGUCCGUUUUAACACCAUGGCUACGAGCGAAGAAUGGCAAUGCAGGAAGUUUGAAAACGGGCUGAGGAGCGACUUGAAGGUAUUGAUAUCCAGCUUGUGCAUUAGAUCGUUUCCUGCUAUGGUUGAGAGGGCAAAGGUAUUGGAGAAGAACGUUGCUGAGGCCGAGCAACAGAAGAAGCAACAGUUGAGCAGGGGGCCGGUGUUAGCAAGGAAUAACUCUACUGUAAGACGACCCCCGUACGUUCGUCCAGGCCAAUCCUCUGGUGGAUCCCAAGCCUUGGCUACUGUCGGCCAGUCUGGACAGCUAAGGAGUUUGGCAUGUUUCCAGUGUGGAGGACCGCACUUUAGGUGGGCUUGUCCUCAACUGAGUGGGGGAAAAUACUGCACUAAAUGCAGAAGGAGCGGACACUCGGAUCAGGAGUGUAAUAUGGGAGGCCGUGCGGUAGCAAGACCACCGAACGCUGGAAGAACACAGCAAGGUAGGGGAGGACGUGCACAGGCAGUUGGACGAGUGUAUGCUAUCACGGGUGCUGAAGCUGCUAGUUCAGUGACUGGUGGGAUUAGAACAUCUACUGGUUGCUUUAGAUGUACUAUAGAAGUUGAGGGGCGUAGAUUCAAAGUCAAUCUCAUAUGCUUGCCUCUUCAAGGCUUAGAGGUGAUUUUGGGGAUGGAUUGGUUGGCCACCAAUCGCAUUCUCAUAGACUGUGGUAAGAAGGAAUUAGUCUUUCUAGAUGAAGGGGAAGAGGAGUUAUCAGUGACACUCGGUCAGCUGAAGGAGGAUAUCGUAGAGGGCGCCUACUGCUUCCUGAUAAUGACGCACUCAGAUGAGGAAAUGGAAGGAGUGAAGUGGGGACGAUCGUCACAAGAUGAGCCGUAUGGAGGACGAUCGGUCAUAGAAGAAUUUCCUGAAGUCUUUCCAGACGAGAUACCAAGACUGCCUCCUGUUCGUGAGGUUGAAUUUACAAUCGACCUGGUGACGACGGCAGCGCCAAUCUCGGUUCAACCUUAUAGAAUGUCGCCUGCUGAGUUGGUUGAGCUUAAGAAGCAGAUAGAAGAAUUAAUGGACAAGCAGUUCAUCAGGCCGAGCGUAUCGCCGUGGGGAGCGCCUGUGUUGUUAGUAAAGAAGAAGGAUGGCAGUUCCAGGCUUUGCAUUGACUACCGACAGCUUAAUAAGCUUACUAUUAAGAACAAGUAUCCACUUCCGCGUAUUGACGAUCUGCUGGAUCAAUUGCAGGGAGCGAGCGUAUUCUCAAAGAUUGACUUACGUUCGGGCUAUCAUCAAAUACGGGUGAAGGAAGGUGACAUUCAGAAGACAGCCUUUAGGUCUCGUUACGGGCAUUAUGAGUAUGUGGUAAUGCCGUUCGGAGUAACGAACGCGCCAGCGAUCUUCAUGGAUUACAUGAAUCGGAUAUUCCGACCCUACCUGGACAAGUUCGUAGUGGUCUUCAUUGAUGACAUCCUGAUUUACUCCAAGAGCCAUGAAGAGCAUGAGGAACAUUUGCGGGUCGUACUGGGAGUGUUGAAGGAGAAGGAAUUGUACGCCAAGCUGUCGAAGUGUGAAUUUUGGAUGAAGAGCGUGCAGUUCUUGGGGCAUGUUGUGUCAGCCGAAGGAAUUUCUAUGGACCCGUCAAAGGUACGAGCGGUUUUGGAGUGGGCGAGUCCGCGUUCGGUUACUGAAGUGCGUAGCUUCGUUGGUCUUGCAGGCUACUUCGUUGGUCACGCGCAAGGAUCACCCGUUCGCUUGGACCGAUCGGUGUGA